GGGGAUUGCGCGCGACGGCUUGCGCGGCAUCUACGCGAACAUCGUGGACCGCGCCGGCCCUGGCUGCAGCGACAUCGAGAUCUUGAGUUUCAUCGACAAGAAAUGGCUCUUCUCAGCUGAAUGGUUUCAGAAGGCACUUGCGCCAGCAGGGGGGGGUGCCAUCAGCCGCCACCCGCAGAACAACCAUGGGCGCGGAGACGCAGCGAGCAUCACGGCUAAGCGCACAUCGAUGGAGACCAUCGGGAUUCGCGCCGAGCUCUCUUCGCCCCCAUGGUUUGUGCAAUCACCUGAAGGCGCUGACCCUGCCUGCGCCUUGGCCUUGCACUGGGGCACGCGCACCGAGGUCCUCAAGGAGGCGUGGUUGGCUGACAAGGAGGGCGAGAACGUCUGCGUGCAGACGUCCGUGACGAUGACGCUGAAGGGCUGCCGCAUGCACGUGAGGAACAUCCCAGCUGACGCGGCGAAGUUCUUAGUCAACUGGGGGAACAGCACUAACGAGACCACCAGCAUCGCGACGCCGCUGGACAUGCUGAUGUCGCUGGAGCCCGCGCCCGCCGCUGAGGAGGCCAAGAGGUGCAUCGCGAAUGAGAUGGCCAAGAACUACCAGUGGGCUACCUACACAAGCUUGGAGAGAGCUUUAACAUUGUUCAAGCGGUCCCGCAAGACGCCCAUCAACGCCAAUGACCCAGACAGCAAGUCCGUGUGGGACGACAUGGGGGACCUGUUCAAAGCAACCGUCGAUUGGCCGCAGCUGCAGAGCAACUUGCACGACAACUUCUUCCACCUCAGCGCGAACGUCACCAAGCAUCUGAAGGACAGCCACCCCGAGUGGAUUGCGCCGAUCAUCAUGAUGGGAUUGCCCCGCGGGGAGAAACCAUGGGGCUCGUGCGCGCUCAGGCCGAAAGGCCUUCCUCUGCUCCGUUCGGCUACAGACCGGGCAACCAAGGAUCUCGUGACCAACAUGGAUGCCAGCGAAGCGGUGAAGAUGGAUGCCAAAGAGGCCGCUGACGCCGCCAGCGGCCGCGGCUGCGGCAAGGGCGGCAAGGGGGCGAAGCCGAAGAACGGCUGCAAGACCAAGGCUGCCAGCUCCACGGUCGCGCUGGCGGUGCCGAUCGCCGAUGCAGGUCCAGCCGGCGGCCCAGCGACGUCGCUCACCUUUCUUCAGCGCCUUGCCGCGGAUAAGGAGAUGAUGCUCAGGAAAGGUGUCAAGCUCAUUUUCAAGAACAGGGACACUGAGAAGAACAUAGUUCAGUACAGCACGCUGAGGAAGCUGUUCAAGAUGGUUUUCUACAAGAAGAAGGGCACUGGCACUGGUAGGACAUUUGGGCCUCGGCCAUCGGACCCCGACCGCGAGAUGCUCAUUGAGGGCAAGGCUUUGGAGGAUUACGGGAAGGAAGAUGAGCCUCUGACGCCUGAGAAAGUCAUCGAGCAGGUCAUGCUCAAGAUGUUCCAGGUGAUCUCGGCGAACGGUGGAUCCUUUGCGAGCAAGGAGGUGGCCUUCAGCAGUCUCAUCGAGGGUAUCAUGGCCGAGGUGUGCGACGCGUUCCCCCCGAGCUUCGACGACGUUGCCAAGUUCAUCGAAAACGCCGUCAACCUUGACUUGAAGGGUCGGCCCGGGCUGCAGGACUUCAAGCCGCUCUUCGUUGACGGCAGCCGUAGCUUCAAGCCGAGUGUCUUGCUGACGAUCCGUCUGGAGGUUCUCUUCUACGUGGCCGCGAAUGCGGGGGCGACCUCGAUUCUGGUGCGCGAGGGCCCCGCCAUCACCCCCGUGGCCUUCAUGGGCAAAUUUCUGCUCGAGGUCGUCCACGGCCAAUUGCCAGUCUCGGCGGCGUCGGGCACUUCUGUUCGGAACAAGUUUCUCGACGCCCACUUCGGCAGGGCAGCGGCGGGGUGCUCGGGCCCGCGGCAGAUCGCGCAGAGCUUUGUGGAGAUUGCGCGCGAGAAGCAGCAAUUUGUCGAGGCGCGCGAUCGGGGGGCGUACGAGGCAGGGGGGGCGCAGCUGGUGGCAGAGCUUCCGCGUGCAACGAAGCUUUCGAAAGCCUGGCCUGAAAUCCUGCGGGCGUCGGGUGGGUGGGGCGAGUCUUGCGUGACAGUUGACCCGAAGGUCGACAUCUUCCCAGAUUUGAGGGCGCAGGCGAUCAAGGAUCUCGCAGCGACGUUCGACCAGAAAAACAAGUUGCAGAUGGAGGCGCUCCACAGAAGAAAUCCCAGCGACGCCGCGGCGCAGAAGAUCACCGACGCGUUUGCGCCGAAGCGCAAGCCUGAUGCGGAGUCGGAUCCAGUAGCGCGGCCCGCCUUGCCCGCCGUGAAGCCCCUGGGCAAGUGCAUGCUGGACUUGGCAGCAGCUGAGAUCACUAAUGACUCCAUCAGCGUGGCGCCCAAGAAGGCCCUGGUCGCGAAGGCGAACUUGAUGUUCGCAGAGGUUGCCUGUGGGAACCCCUGCAAGAUGAACGAAGCCCGCGGCGCGCCGUCGUUGAAGGAUGGCGCUGGCCCGAAACUCAUCCCGAUGAAGACAGAUGAGAAGGGCAACCCUGCUGAACUUCUUCUCUGGGGUCGCGUCGUGGAGCCCCAAGAAGCGCAAUGCGUGAGCCGCCAGGUGUUGGUGGACAUCGGCGAUAGCGGCGGCAAGGGCCCGCAGCUGUACCUCGACGGGACGAAGGCUUCGAAGCCUGGCAGCAGUCAGACGUCAUGGGGGCGGUCAGCGCUGCCUCUCCCAGUCCCGAAAGCAAAGGCAGAGGCCAAGGCCGCGCCGACUGAGCCCGAGCCGAAAGAGCUGCCCGAUUGGGAUCCUCCUGCGGCCGCUGCGGUUGCCCCGAAGCGAACGCCGAAGGCCGAGAGUGCCGUGGUGGCCGCGCACGAGCUGGCGUUCGAGAGUCGCGAGAUCCUGAUGCCAGAUGGCACUAAGUACCACUGCAAGCUGCCGCGCGUAGUGGCACUCGAGCACGGGUUCGACCACGCCUCGCAGCAAGACAACAAGCUGCACCGCAAGCGCGCGGAGUUGGACGACAAGGAAGUGAUCGCCGAGAAGCGGGUCAAAGUUGAGAAGAGCAUAGGCUCGUUCGCAUUGCGAUAG
Molecule: messenger RNA, 3073 nt
Organism: Prorocentrum cordatum
Lineage: Eukaryota; Dinophyceae; Prorocentrales; Prorocentraceae
Source: the annotation of a GenBank genome assembly